Molecule: messenger RNA, 8806 nt
Organism: Gopherus evgoodei (Goodes thornscrub tortoise)
Lineage: Eukaryota; Metazoa; Chordata; Testudines; Testudinidae
Gene: ANKRD27
Product: ankyrin repeat domain 27
Exons: 30
Coding region: 206-3406 (1066 amino acids)
Biological process (GO): early endosome to late endosome transport; neuron projection morphogenesis
Cellular component (GO): late endosome; early endosome; plasma membrane
Molecular function (GO): guanyl-nucleotide exchange factor activity; SNARE binding
Source: RefSeq, a predicted model, not a curated record
UUGGUUGAAAUACACAGCAGUUAGGGGGGAACCCGACGGCUAGUGGUUCUCUGUGUUUGGGGAGGAAGUGAGACAAUGUUACCUUUAUGGAAAGAAAUCUUAGAAUUAUGUUCCAUGGAUAUAUGGCAGAAAGAAAGUUCAACUUUCUUUGGUCAUUUUUCUGAAAAAACAACUAGAAAAUAUCUUUGGAAUCUCUGACGUCCAUAUGGCUAUGUAUGAUGAAGAUCUCUGGAAAAAUCCUUUUUACUUGGCUAUUCAGAAACGUCGUCCUGACCUUUGCAGGGAAGUUGCAGAAUUCCAUGGUAUUAUAUUAGUACCGUGCAAAGGGAGCUUUUCAAGCAGCAGUCUUUCUACCUGCCAAUUUGAUUCGUAUGUUUUAAAACCAGUGGAAGAAAAAUUUCAGACCUUAAAUGGAAAGGAAAUCUUUAUUCAGGGAAACUUGAUAAUUUUAGGAACUGGUUUUAAUCAUCAUCUCUCAGUACCUGUUCUCUUUGAGGAAACAUUCUACAAUGAAAAAGAAGAAAGUUUUAGCUUAUUGUGUAUAGCUCAUCCCCUGGAAGAAUCUGAAAUCUUAGAAGAAUUUAAAACCUCAUCAAAAUCUUAUUCCCUGAAAAACAUUGAGGAUGUGAGAGAGUUUUUGGGAAGACACUCUGAAAGAUUUGACAAACACAUUGCAUCUUUCCAUAGGACUUUUAAAGAACACGAAAGAAAAAACCUACGACAUUACAUAGAUUCUGUUAAUGCACUUUACACCAAAUGCAUCCAGCAUUUAUUGAGGGAUUCUCACUUUAGGAUGCUUGCAAAGCAGGAACCGCAGAUGAAUCUGAUGAAACAAGCAGUUGAAAUGUAUGUACAUCAUGAUGUUUAUGAUCUGAUCUUUAAAUAUGUGGGAACUAUUGAGGCAAGUGAGGAUGCAGCCUUUAACAAAAUUACAAGAAGCCUCCAAGAUCUCCAGCAAAAAGAUAUUGGAGUUAAGCCUGAAUUCAGCUUUAAUAUUCCACGUGCAAAGCGAGAAUUGGGUCAGCUGAAUAAAUGUACCUCCCCACAACAGAAGCUGAUCUGUCUUCGAAAAGUGGUGCAAAUUAUUAUGCAGUCUCCUAGCCAAAGAGUUAACAUGGAGACCAUGUGUGCAGAUGAUCUUCUCUCUGUGUUACUGUAUCUGCUAGUAAAAACAGAGAUUCCUAACUGGAUGGCAAAUUUGAGUUACAUCAAAAACUUCAGGUUUUGCAGUUCAGCAAAGGAUGAACUGGGAUACUGCCUGACCUCUGUUGAGGCUGCUAUAGAAUAUAUCCGACAAGGAAACCUCUCCGACAGACCAACAGAAUCUGAGAGGGUUAGUGACAAGUUCUUGAGACAAAGAAUGAACUUGCUGUCCCAGAUGUCCACAACCCCGAUAGAUUGCUUGUUCAAGUAUAUUGCUUCAGGUAACCAGGAGGAAGUGGAACGAUUACUAAGUCAAGGUGACAGUGAUAAAGACACUGUACAGAAAAUGUGCCACCCACUCUGUUUCUGUGACAAUUGUGAGAAACUGGUUUCUGGGAAAAUGAAUGAUCCUUCCAUUGUCACUCCGUUUUCCAGAGAUGACAGAGGAUACACACCACUUCAUAUAGCUGCUAUUUGUGGGCAAGCGUCAUUAAUUGACCUGUUAGUUUCCAAAGGAGCUGUAGUCAGUGCUACAGAUUACCACGGUUCAACACCUCUUCACCUUGCCUGUCAGAAAGGAUAUCAGAACGUUACACUUCUUUUGUUGCACUAUAAGGCAAGUACAGAUGUUCAAGACAAUAAUGGCAAUACUCCACUUCAUUUAGCCUGCACUUAUGGUCAUGAGGAUUGUGUCAAAGCUUUAGUCUAUUAUGAUGUACACUCUUGUAGACUAGAUACUGGUAACGAAAAAGGAGAUACUCCCCUCCAUAUAGCUGCUCGUUGGGGCUAUCAAGGAAUAAUAGAAGUGCUGCUGCAGAAUGGAGCCAACCCAGAUAUUCAGAACCGUAUGAAAGAGACUUCCCUGCAGUGUGCAUUAAAUUCCAAGAUUUUAUCAUUGAUGGAAUUAAACUACGUAACGUUUGAAAGGGGACAGAGUGCUUCUGAGUCUCCAGUUAGAUCUCCUCAGCAUUCGGUAGACACCUUCAGCAGAGGGUCAUCUGUUUCCAGCUUGUCAUCAGCAUCAGCAGAUACCAGACAAGAAGAAGUUAAAAAUAAUUACAAAGAGAUAGAAAAACUCUUACGAGCAGUUGCUGAUGGAGAUCUGGAAAUGGUUCGCUAUCUUUUGGAAUGGAUGGAGGAAGACAUAGAAGAAGCAGACGAAGCUGACGAUACAGUGAAGCCAGAGCUCUGUCACCCAUUAUGCCAGUGCUCAAAAUGUGAGCCAAUACAAAAGAAGCUUGCAAGAAUCCCUGCUAAUGGACUUGGAGUAAAUGUUACAAACCAGGAUGGCUUUACACCACUGCAUGUGGCUGCACUUUAUGGGCACCCUGAGUUAGUCUACCUUUUAUUAAAACACGGUGCCAAUAUCAGUGCAAAGAAUAUGAACCAUUCCGUACCUCUUCACCUGGCUUGUCAGAAAGGUCACUUUCAGGUAGUAAAGUGUCUAGUGGAUUGCAAUGCUAAACAAAAUAAAAAGGAUGUACAUGGAAAUACUCCCUUAAUUUAUGCUUGCUUGAAUGGCCAACAUGAGAUUGCUGCCUUGUUGUUAGAGCAUGGGGCCUCUGUUAACCUUUCUAACAGCAAGGGAAAUACAGCACUGCAUGAGGCUGUGAUAGGAAAACAUGAAGUCUUGGUAGAGCUGUUACUUCAGAAUGGUGCUUCGAACUACAUUAGGAACAAAAGGCAGUGUACGCCUCUGGACUAUGCUGAGCUGAAUUCAAAUAUCAUGAAGUUGCUACAAACAGCACCAAGCUAUGCACCAACAUCAGCGGAGGGAGGAGAAACAGACUAUGAGCAGCAUGUUACUAUCAAGAUCAGGAAAAAAGUAAAUGUUAAGUUACCUGAGACAGCAGAUGAUCCCAUCAGCAGACGACUUCAGCUGGUCCAAUCAAUCAACAGAUUUAACAAAUCAAAAUAUUUACGGAGAACAAUAACAAGAGAUAAAAGUGUCCCUAAUUUUGAUGAUGAAUUAUUGCAUCAGUUAGCUAUUAAGAGCUUUGAUAAGACCAAGUUAAAACCUAUUCAUCAGAUGUUGGACCAGAGCAAAGUUAAGAUUAUUGAUGCAGAAAGCUAUGGUGAACCUGUGAAACAGGAUGAUGUGAUAGAUGCUCCUCUUAGAAGUAAACUAAUGCACCGAAGACAUACAGUUAAUGUGGCACUUUCAGCAGAGAAUGUCAGUGACGACAGUGAUUUAUCCAACACAAGAAAUCCAAGUAUUUCACUGUCAAAAGACUGUUCUGGUGACUUGCUAUCAAAACACUAACAAGGAAGUGUGAAUUUGCUGUCAAAAACUAAAGAACCAGGUGGUGCCAGUUUCAAAAUCCUCCUGCUGGGCAUUAAAGAAUUAAAUGAAGCUUAGAAACUGCUUUCAAAAAUGGAUCAUAAAGAUGAAUCUUUAGCAAAGGCAGAAUGUUCCCGUAUGGUUUGCACUUUUGAAGACUGAAUCCUCUGUUUAUCGUGGAAACCCCUCCCCAGCCAAUUUGUGACUGAUUUCAGGAAACUGAGACAUAUUGAAAUGUCAAAGUAUUUAGACAGAAAGAAGUAGUUGUUUCCCAUUCCACUUUCAAAGCACUUAUUAAGAAAUUACUUAUAACAGUAGAGGAGAGAGGCUAUAUGGGUACUUUCUAGCUACCUACUCCUGUUUUUUAAAAGGCAUUGAAUUGUUUUUUUCUUUUCAGUUUUGUCACUAAAUUGGUUAUAUUAUAUUUAUUGCCAGAAGGAAUUCAAAAGUCUCUAUUUUUAUUAUAAUGCUAUGAACCACUAUAGUGUUUGUUUAAUAGCCUUUUAGACAUUAAUGUAAUUUCUGUAUGUUGCAACUGGCUGCGCAAACAGUCCAUAAAAAUCUACAGUAUGAUGUAAAGACCUUUAAAUGAGAUGAACAUGAACAGUAGUAUCCUGCACUCCCUAUAUAGACAAAGCGCCCACUGAUUUCAGUGGAACAUUUACCUGCAUAGGGUCUGUAGGAUCAUGUACUACUGGGAAUGAAAAAGUAAAAUGCUCUUGACACAGAACAGCUUUGGACUGAAGAAUGUUCAGAUCCCAAUUAAAAUAUUCAUGUCUGUGCAGAAACAGGCAUGCUUAACACACACAGUUGGCUUUUCUCCCUGAACAAAUCAGACAAAGCUACACACAUUCACGCUUCUGCACGAAGCCUACAGCUACUAGGUAAGUGAUCUGGCAGGGAAAGUAAGAGUUUGCAGAAACUGGCUGCAUGUUAUCCUAUUUUAAAAGGUGAUAUUUUAAAGGAUGCUCAUACAUAACUAGAUGGAAGCUUAGAUGUGGAACUUAACAUGUUUUCAGUUUAAAUUUUCUUUAAAAAAAGUGUGAAUUAAAAAGACUGCAAUAGCACAAUUCAGAUUCUUAGUGAUAGUUUUGGUUUACAGGUGGUCACAUCCAAUUAACCUUUUGUUUUUUAUAAAAUAGUAAUAUAGACCAUUUUGAUUUUUUAUGGUGAUAUCAGUACCAUGCUUAGGGCACUGUGAAAUUGGAGGACUUUCCAUGUGAUUGUUUUCAAAUAGAUUUUUAAUGAAAGAAGUAAAAGGUGCAGCCUGUGAACACCACUGAAAAAACUCUAAGAUGAAGGUUGCAUGUAUAUUUUUCUAAAUAAUUUGGGUUCAUUUGAUUUGUGCCAAAUGUUGGAAAAGAAAAAUAGUAAAAGUAAUGAUUCUUGAAAAUGUUCUUAACUUUGACUACUUAUUUAAAAACUGACUCCCUUUAGCACUUUCUUCUCACUGUUGGUGUUGUAACUUAGUUUGACUAUUUUACUUUAAGCCUAAGGAUGGUUUAAUUGAUCUUUUGGAAUAGUUACAUUAAGUUGGGAUGGCUUCCCCUUCCCCACACCUUCAUAUUACCACAGAAGAAAUGAACAUGCUUUUCCCCCUUUCAACUUUAUUCUUUAACCUAAUAUAAAGGCCUGCAUAUAAAAGGGAAAAAAAAGUUACAGAAGCAGUUGGAUUUAAAUGGGAUAUUUCCUAUUUCUAGGUGACUUCUAUGUAUGUCCUUCCCUCUCUGCCCCAUACUGUACAUUCUAGUUAUAAACAACUUGAGAGAAAGGAUGAGCCUGUGCUUAAAUUACAGUAGGAGACAUGGACUGUACUUUUGGUUCUCAAAACAGACUUUGAAUGUGACCUAUGGAAAAUCCUUUAUUGUCACUCUAUGUAAAAUUGGAUUAAUUACCUACGUACAUAGGGUUGUUUCAUGGACAAAUUUUCUAUAAGGUGCCUGGAGAUGUUUAGCUGGAAGGUGCAAAGUAUCAUUUGUAAAUUUAAGAUUAAAAUAUGGGUAAACUUAUUUAAAGAGAAAGCUUAAGCACAUUUUUAUAAUUGAUUUGUGGAGAUUAACUUCAGUUUUUAAUUACAGCAUUCUCUUAAAAGAUUGCCUAUCUACCUGCUUCAGUAAAAAAUGAAGUUGGAUAAUGAGAGAGUCAGUUAAUUAGAUGCUUAAUAGUUAAUAUUACCAUCAAGUAUAAAGAGAGAUAUGGAAGUAAGAAUUCAAUGCAGUAUAUUAAACAGUCCAAGUGUAUUUUAUUAGGUAUUAUAAACCUAUUAUGCAGACCAGCCUUAGCAACAAGAUUUGUCAUGCUGUUUAUUCAGUAACCUCUCCUUUGAAAAAUAUAUUAAUAAUCCUGCUCUUUUACUCCUUUGGGAAAAAACUAGAGGUAAAUCUAAGUGGAUCUGAAAUUAACUAGUUAAAGCUUUUUAAAUGUUGCUAGUACUAGAUGUAACUAACAAAUUUAAAUACAGUACAAUACUUACUGCAAAAUAUUUCAAUGCAAUUAAUAAAAAAACUCCCGUAAGUAUUUGUAAUAAGCUUCAGCACUGAUAGGUUUUUUUGGUUUUGGCCUGAGUCUGAGCGAUUUCCCAAUCACUGUCUAACUUUUCAUUUGGAGGACACUGCUUGCAUCUUCAGCCUUGUCUGUUGGGAUACUAUUGCGAUUGUCUCCCUGAAAGCUUCUCAAAAGCCCUCCCCUGUAGAAGUGAACUUCUCAUACUUCCAGUAAUAAGUAGGCCUGAGCAUGGGUAACAUGGCUGGAUGGUUCAAAACUGCUACAUCACUUCAGUUAUCAAAACAGGGAGACACUAAAAUGAUGUGCAGAUUGAACAAAGUGAUGUUUGACUAGAACUGCCCAACCACUGAUUGGUUGGGGUGAAGUUUUUUAAAAAACCAAGACGACACUUACGUUAAAUUCAAGGUCAUCCAUCCAUCCUUUCUAGUGCAAUACAUACAGCAAAUCACACUGAGCAAACCAAAACUCCCCCCACUACAACUGUCCCCCAAAUACUUCUUCAAAACAAUGGAUUUGCACUAUAGUCUGCAUGUGGUCAAGUUCUUCUUGCUCUGAAACAGCAUGUGUGAAUUCUGAAGUCAGACUGUUCUACUUCAGGGAGAAGCCCCCCCCACCAGUUCCUUCUUUGCUGUUACUAUGAUCAUACAUGGCACAGAGAAGGGACGGUCCUUCAAGCAAGCAGGUUCCAAGAUAUUUAAGGCACUUUUUUUUUUUAAUAUAAAACCUAUUUUUUUCAGCUGAAAUGUACAGGUCUGCAAGAUAACUACUGAUAAGUGUCAAACAUCUAGUGAAACAGAUAUAUCCCACUCCAUUUAUAAGCACUAUGAGAAACAUGACUACUUCAGUCCCAAAAUGACUCAAAGCUUUGCUGUUAUGAAGCAAACUUAAGUUGUGAGCAAAAGGCAGGGCCUGCUCACAGAAUCUGGCAAGAACAGGACUGAUAUUGCAGAAAUAGAUAUUCCUAAGCAGUGCUAGGCACAAGAACACACACACAAAGACAUUCCAGAAGGAUGGUACCAGAAUACUCCAUACCAAGUAUGGUACAAACACCUCCCUGAAAAGAUAAUGAGAGCACACUGACCUCUCAUAAAGAUAAGGUCAGGAUGACAAUAUGAUGGAUAUGAUCAAAUCAUUUAUGUAAUGGAUGGUAACAACCCAUGUCAUGGAGCAGUAACGAAUCACAUCAGAGGGGCAAUAUAUAACUUGUUUGCGUUGAUGUAUAAAAUGAAGUCUGAGGGAAUGUCUUUGGCUGGCCUAGGGGAUAAUGGAAAGUCCUGCCAUUAAUUGACCUAGUCCAUUGCAACGGUGUACCUGUACACUAGGACCAUGCUUCAGUGACAAUAAACCUGACAGUUCUUUCACUACAAACAGGUCUGUGGUUAUUGGGCAGUGCAAUCAAGGUCUGCUGGACCAACUGUCUGUGCAGAGCUGAGACAGCACACAAAAUACACAUGCAGCCGAACCUCUAACAACAUCUCACCACACUAAGCAGUUUCACUCUUCUGAUAUGUAAGAAAAUGGCCCAAACUAAAUUUAAGUAAAUUCAGUAGCAUCUUAAACUCAUCUAAUGGAAGAUCCUCCUUUAGUAAUAACAAGAUGGUUAAUGUUGAGAAAGAUGGGGAGCAGACUUAGAGCAUUUUACACAGUUUACCAGGAUACUCUACAACUGCAGACUAAAGCCUGAUAUCACGAGAUUCAGACUGUACUGGGUUUUCAUAUCUGACUUAUUUACAAUGAAAAAGUAGACAUUAUUACUGCAAAAGCCAGUUUGCUCUCUGAAAGGAGUCAAAUAAUUUUUUUAAACAAGAAGGCUUUUCUGUUAAUUUCUCACUGCACUAAAAUUAAAUGGUUGGGUUUUUAUUAAUAUGAAGAGUUGCACAGAGGUAUCACCUUUGUAGAAGCUAAUUGCUAUAGCCUACAAUUGAGUGCCAUUUUAAAUAAGGAAGUUGGUAAUGUAGACUGCAAGUUAAAAAUACAACAUUGGCAAACACUAGCUGUAGUAAUCAAAGUUUUGACAAUAUUCACACAGAUGGAAAAGAGUCACUACUGCUCCCACUUUUUUAAACAAAAUUUUAAUCAAUUCCAAACCGUUACAGUUGGAAUAGUGUACACUUUUGCUCUUAAAUGAAAGCAGAAAACAGCUCUUCUCUGGUAGUGAAGUCUCUCCCCUUUUCACUUCCAUCUUAUCACACAAGAUGUAAUAGUAUUUGUACCACAAAUUUUCAAACUGUAUUUUCAAAUAAGAUAACAACACAGGGUCAGUUUUACUUUAUGCAUGCAUGUCACAUGGAAUUUAGAGCAGGGGCCUUUCCUUUUUUGACAAAAGGAAACUCCAACCAUUUAAUAAAUAGGAGAAUAAAGAACAUGUGUUACCAACUAUCUGACGAGUUGUAUUACAUUAUCCAAUUAAGUUUCAACCACAACUGUAUAUCCACUCUACUCAACUUUUUAAUCUCAUUCUGCAGAGACAGACAACUUGACAGUUUCCAGAAGAAACUGGUUCAAUCAAACUAUAUGCUAUGUACAAUUUCAUCCAGCAGACUACAUGGUAAGAUUCCACUCAAAGAACCACCUCUCUUUUCACCAACUUGUUCAUCAGCAGUUCUAUUCUGCAGACUCCAACAAAAGUUUCCACCAGCCAUAGUUUGACAACCAGUAGAGGUAUUGGAUAAUCCCUCAACUAAAGGAUAUCUUGUUUCUAUAUCAACUGUUGUGACAGAGUUGUCAUUCUUUCAGCCCCUACAGGCUUUGGCUGUUUGAACUUAAGACUCUUUUAUUGCCCUCUCAAGACCUCUCUUAUGGUAGCAACAACUUACAGAGUGGCAGGUGCUGAUAGGAUAGCUUACAUGCUGAGUAGGACAAAGGAAAGUUCAUGCU